AUGAGAAGUAAUUUAAUUGUUUGCAUCAUUCUAGCUUUAGCUUUUAUUUGUACUUGUUGUGCUCAAAAUUAAAACAAAUUAGUCUUACUUUAAGAUCCUUAAAAGGCUAAAUGCCUAGAUGGCUCUGCACCUGGCUACUAUUUUUCAUAAGGUUAUGGUGAAGGAUAAAACAAAUUUCUUUUAUAUAUGGAGGGUGGAUUUUACUGCAAUGGGUAGACUGAAUAGGAAAUUCUUGAAAACUGCUACAAUCGUGCCUUUACUGAUCUCGGAUCAAGCAGCAAAUGGGGUCAAACAUAUUCUGAUAAUGGUAUAUUUAGUCCUUUACAAAAAAAUAAUCCUCUUUUCUACAAUUGGAAUAGAGUUUUCAUUAAAUAUUGUGAUGGAACAUACUAUUAAAGUAGUAGAGAUCCUGUGGUUUACAAAAACAUGACAUUAAACUUUAGAGGCAGCGACAACUUUAAGGAAAUCAUUGAUGAUAUUUCUCAAAAGUAUGGAAUGAAGAACUCUUCAAUUGUAGUUUUAGCUGGAGGUAGCGCUGGUGGAUAGGGUUCAUACUUUUGGUCUUAAUAUUUAAGAAAUUAUCUUCCAUCUACAACUAAAAUGGUUGCAUCCCCAGAUUGCGGAUUUAAUGUUUAGUUGAACCCAGUUUUGCAAGAUAAGAAUCCAGUCUGGGUAGACUUUAUUACUGACAGAAAAAGAGAAAUUAUUCAACCAUAAGGAUGCCCUUAUCUACAUGAUGACUAAAACCUUUACAAAUGUUUCUUAACAGAAUACAUUAUUAAUUAAAUUAAUCUUCCUGUAUUCUUUAUAAGCUCUUUAUAUGAUUAAUUCUUUAUCAACACUUAUCUUCAAAUUAAUUGUAUUAAUUCAAAGAAUGCUCUAGUUGGCUGCACUGAUUAAGAAUUAGCAAAAAUCGAAAACAUGAGACAAAAAUUGUAUGAUACUAUCUCUUAAAUCAGGUCUGUUAAAAAAGAUUGGGGUAUGUGGGCUGUUUCUUGUGUUCUUCAUGUCUUUUCUUAAAGGCUUUCCUACAAUAACUAAGUUUAUUAAGUACCUGAAGAUAGCUAAAUCACACCUUCUUUGGCUUUAAAAUCCUUUAUUGAAGCAGUAGAAUAAGAUGAACCUCUUGAUAACUUUUAUUUCAUUGAUGAACUUGCUUAUCCAAACAAUAUAAGAUGCAAUGGAUUGCAAAGUUUAAAUUAAUAAUGA
This is a messenger RNA of Tetrahymena thermophila SB210, 1209 nucleotides long. Its product is annotated as pectinacetylesterase family protein. Lineage: Eukaryota; Ciliophora; Oligohymenophorea; Hymenostomatida; Tetrahymenidae. Gene Ontology annotation, molecular function: hydrolase activity. The transcript has a single exon. The record is from RefSeq and is a predicted model, not a curated record.